UGCUCAACCAAGUGACGCGCGUUCUAAAUCAAAGAUGGCUUCAGCUGACAAAAAUGUAGUGGGGUUACUAAAUGGAUUGGCACGAAGGGAAUAUUUCGGAGAAUCGGAAAUCACUGACGACUUCCUACACCAAGAACUUUUUCCCGACCUAGGAAGAGAGCAAUUUGAUGCAAUGCUGUCGAGAUACGAGAAUUUAAUGCGAAAUAUUGUAUCUGCGGAUAUGGAUUUCAAUCAACUCGAAGCCUUUCUGACAUCUCAGACGAGACGAAAACAAGGCUCACUGACCCAGGAACAAGCUGCAGCGUUUUUAAAGUUCUGGAAAUCGCAAAAGGUAAAAAUCCACGACGUCUUGGUCCAGAGAUCGUCGUGGAAUAACAGAUUGAAGGACAUCAGCUGGAGGAUUGAUCUGAAGAGCCAGGGGAGACAUCUUCAACAGAUCAACACACCUGUAGCUAUCGUGGAGAUGCAGGUUGAGAAACGAUCAACUGAGAAUAAGGAAACGGAUGUUUUCCAGUUUGAAAUGGAUGAAUCUCAGCUCUCAAAUAUCCUCUCAAGUAUUGAUGAAAUUGAAAAGAAACUCACAAGUUAUGCCCAGUGAAUUUUUCACAUUCUCUCAAUCAGAGAGUAGUGAUACUGAUACAUAAAUGACUACCCACAAAA
Pocillopora damicornis (cauliflower coral) is the source of this 660-nucleotide messenger RNA. RefSeq names its product COMM domain-containing protein 1. The record is from RefSeq and is a predicted model, not a curated record. Lineage: Eukaryota; Metazoa; Cnidaria; Anthozoa; Scleractinia; Pocilloporidae. Gene Ontology annotation, cellular component: endosome. Gene Ontology annotation, biological process: copper ion homeostasis; negative regulation of sodium ion transmembrane transport; regulation of proteasomal ubiquitin-dependent protein catabolic process.